Molecule: messenger RNA, 3237 nt
Organism: Acanthamoeba castellanii str. Neff
Lineage: Eukaryota; Discosea; Longamoebia; Acanthamoebidae
Exons: 8
Coding region: 1-3237 (1078 amino acids)
Cellular component (GO): type III intermediate filament
Source: RefSeq, a predicted model, not a curated record
AUGGAGGCGACAAGCAUAGGACGAAGAAGAAGACCGCGCAACGCAUCGGAAGAUCGUGGGCUGACAGAUACCGAAGAUGAAUCAGAAGAUGAGCAGCAGGAGGAGGUGGGAAGUGAUGAGGAGGGGCUGGACUACCUGCAGCUCUUUGCUGCCGCCAUCUCCGCGCUCCGAGACGAGGAAAAAGAUGAUGAAGGAGCAGAGGAAGAGGAAGAAGAUGGGGCGCAGAAGGUGAAACGGCGACGGUUGGUGCAGCCGCUGGAGGCGGCCUAUGCACACUUCGAACAGCAGGACGCUCACCUGCAGCAAGCUGCCGCCUUUGGCAAAAUGCUGUUGGAGAAGAACAAGCAGUUGGAAGAACAGCUGGAGGUGUACCAGAAUUCUUCGAUUCUCAACGAAUACCAGGACAAGGCAUGCUCGCUCACACCCAGGUUCACGCAUGCUCAUCUGUCGCUGACCGCUAAUAAUAUCCGCAUGCAGCAGGAAAAGAUAUGGGAGUUGCAAGCCCAGGAGGAAAACGUACGCACCGAACUAGAAGAACUCAAGGUGGAACUGAAGGUGAAGAAAAGGAUGUUGAAUUCUAAAUCCCGUCUGGCCGAGCAACUCGAGGCCAAACUGUGGGACUACAUCCAAAAGAUCGAAAAGGAGAAGGAGAGCAGAGACAACGAGGAGAACAAAAAGAUGAAGAAGGAGAUGGAACAGCGGGAAAAGAUGCGUCGCCUGUCGGACGAAGUGGAGAACUACAAGGAGGAGCUCAAGGAGGCCAAGAGUGAGAGCGAGCGACUGCGCAAGCAGGUCACCAACCUGCUCGACAAGCUGAGCACGUUCCGGGGCGAUCUCACGCGCGAACGCGAACGCAAGUCUCGGUCGAACUCCUUCUCGCGUCGUCUCACUUCGUUCUUUGUCUCAAAGAACGAAAACGGUGAAGCGAUUGGGGAGAACGAAGACGACGGCGACGGCAGCGACUGCGAGAGCCACGGCAGCUACAGCUACGACAGUGAUGCCGACGUCAGCAGCGCCCCUGGAUCGCGACGACAAAGUGGGCGCGGUCGGCAGCAGCUGCUAGCGGUGUCGACACACGAUGGCAGCGAUGGUGCGGUGGUCGAGCUCAAGGAGAAGACGCAGCGCGCCAAGCAGGAGAACGAGAGCCUGCGGCGGGAGCUCAGCGCGCUGGCCGAGGACCACUCGCGCCUGCGCGAGUCGGUCACCGCCAUGCGCGACCACGAGCGCCGGCUCGAGAAGGAGCGCAAGCGGGAGCGGAAGCUGCUGGCCCAGGCCCAGCAGACCAUCGAGGAGCUCAAGCUCCGCAUCAUCGACGCCCAAUUGCUGUCGUCGACGACAACGCCGGCCUCGCCGCCGUCCACGCCCUUGCCCUCACACAAGCUGCCGCUCUCCUAUUCACUCCCGUCCACCCCCUUCUACUCCACUAGUCACCCGCACCCACCCGCGGGCGCCGUUCACGCUUCGCCGCUGCCCGCCCCAUCGACGCCGCAGACCUACCACCACCAUCAGCCGUUGCAACAUCAGCAGCAGACCUUCUCGCCUCGACCACAGUACCAGCAGUCGCAGCAAACGUUCUCGCCGCGUCCGCAGUACUACCAUGAACAGCUCACAGUGCCAUCAUCGCCGCCGGCGCUGUUCGCCGAGCUCCAGCAGCAGGAGGCGAUCGAGCGCAGCGUGCGGGACGAGCUCGCCGCGAUCGAUGAUAUCCUACUGGGCGACGAUGACGACCUCGGCCUCGGCACCACCGCCGUCGCUCCCCCGCGCAUCGACAACACGAUCACAUCAGCCACUACGCCCGCGUCCGCGCCUGCAGCGCCAACACCUGCCUCCGCGCCGGCGCCACUGGCCAGCGGCGAGGCCCUGUUGGUCCCCACGCCGCGCGCAGCGCUGACGCCUCGUUCGGCGUCCAUGCCGGCGUUGGCAUCGUCGUCGUCGGGUGCCGAGGACAAGGACAAGCGGGUCUGGGUGGUGGCCGAGGGCCAGCGAGGCCGCGGCAGCGACAACGCUGGAGAGGGAGGUGCCAAGGCCGCCGAGGCCGAGGGCGCGGAGACUGAUGUCAGCGCUGAACUCGGAAGUGGUGGCACAACGAAGCGGGCGAGCGACGGCCGACUAUUCAUCUUCGCCGAGGAGCUCGAGAAGAAGGUCGUGCAGAAGUUUGUCUACGAUGAAGAGGAAUUGAAGGCAGGGCUGCAGGAGGAGGUGGAGGCGUGCGUCGCCGACUUUCUGGCGAAGCGCGAGCAGGAGCUGCAGGCCAUCCAGCCCGCCGUACUCAAGGAGCGCCGCAAGCGCGCCCUGUCGUGCGAGCGCGACGACCUGCUGCUCUUCUUCGGCGUCUUUCUCACCGCCGCCGCCAAGUCGGACGACACCGCGAUGCUGCUGCCGGCCGACUCGACGAUCGUCGGCAGCAGCAGCAGCGCCGAUGGCGACGAAGACAGCGACGACCAGGACGGUGUCGCUGAGGGCGACGGCGAAGAAGACGAUGGCUGGUGCAUCCUCGACGAGUGGCGGACGGGCCGUCAGAAGCGAACGAGCGCGAACGGCAAUGCGGGCAAGGUGGUCGAAUCGCUGAACAACGCCGCCGGAGCCAGCACCGACGUCGGUGUGAGCGUCAGCACCAGCAGCAGCGGUACGCGGUCGCGCAUGGGCAGCAUCAGCAGCAGUAGCGGCGUCUCGCUGGGCAGCAUGGAGGGCAAGUCCGUCGCCGCGGUGCAGACGUGGGUGAAGCACAUCCCGUUCGACUUUGGCGCGACGAAGCGACAGUCCUCGCGUGAGGAGAACGAAUUCGUCGCCGCCGCCACCACGACCACCUCCUCCGCUACGCCAUCACCACAGCCCACUCCCUUCGCACCACCGACAUCCGGCGCCGACUUGGACGAGGAGCUGGCCAUAGUCGAGGCCGCGAUCUCUGGCACGCCCAGGGCGACGGCCACGCCCGCGAUAAUCGAGACAACGACGACGACGGCAACAGCGCUCCAGCAGCUCAUGACAUGUCGCGGCGAGGCAGCGGUAACGCUGCCGGUGGGCGUGAGCGAUGAGGAGCGCGAGCGGAUACGGGCGGAGAUGGCGCGACUCAACGGACAGCUGGCGGCGCGGCGGAAGGAGGUGGAGGAGGCCCUGCGGCCGAUCGUGGCCAUCGUGCCCGCCACCACCGUCAACGCCCGCUAUACGGCCCACACCGUGACCGGUCCUUCCAUUUCCUCGAUCUCGUCCUCUACGACUGAUCACCAUCUCGAAUAA